Molecule: messenger RNA, 786 nt
Organism: Gymnogyps californianus (California condor)
Lineage: Eukaryota; Metazoa; Chordata; Aves; Accipitriformes; Cathartidae
Gene: PIGY
Product: phosphatidylinositol glycan anchor biosynthesis class Y
Exons: 1
Coding region: 75-305 (76 amino acids)
Source: RefSeq, a predicted model, not a curated record
CUCAGAAGAAGCUCCCAGCUGAGGACGUGAAGCAGCCCUGAGGACGCACCAGCCACAGUGGUAAACUGGGGCCGAUGGCCAGAGGAGGCAUGCUCCCCUCCCUGCCCACACUGACUGUACUUGUUCCCCUCCUGUCCCUAGCAGGCUUGUUUUACUCAGCCAGCGUAGAUGAAACCUUCCCACAGGGCUGCACCAGCACAAACAGCUUAUGUUUCUACAGUCUCCUCCUUCCUGUUACAAUACCAGUUUAUGUAUUCUUCCACCUGUGGACCUGGAUGGGGAUUAAGCUUUUUAGGCACAACUAGUGCGAUGCAUUUGCUCACCCCUGGGCUUCUCUAAAGCAACACAGUUUAUUUAAUCUAAUGAGGUAUUGCAGUUGAUUUGAGAGAGUCCCCUUCUGGUACUAGUGACUGUCGUCAUUUUCCUAGUAGUAUCUGGAACUGUAUGAAGUCUUCUGCAGCAGCCUAUUACUUAAUUACUGCUAGGGCAGAUAAAGAGGAGGAAUAACAGGAAGGACUAAUUCCUUCUCGUGUAUCCCUUCAAGAGUGUUGUGCGUUUGUAGUGGCACUAAUGAAAAUCUAGGUGGUGACCAUUUUUACGAGGAAGAACUGUAUCCUGACUGAAAUAACUGAUCUUAAAUACUAAGCAAUGACAACAUGCAGCGAUAGGAAUCUGUCUUUGAUUUACGAGCUUCAGUUUUGUUUUGAACUGAUGUGUGUAUUGAAAUGUAUUUGUCUCACUGUCAGAAGAACAUAAAAUAAAUUAGGCUGAUGUUUAAUAACAAAA